AUGAUUGAGCUCAAGGGCAAGAACGCACUCGUCACCGGCGGCAGCGCCGGCUUAGGAGCUUCAAUCGCGCGCCAAUUAGCCCGCGAGGGCGUCAACGUAGCCAUCAACUACGCCCACUCGCAAGCCCGUGCCCAAGCACUAGCCAGCGAGCUCGCUGCGUCCUACAACGUCAAAACCACCGUGAUCCAAGCCGACAUCUUCGACACCGGCAAUUUGCACCACGUGGUUGAGCGCACGGUAGCCGAACUCGGCGGACUCGAUAUCCUCAUCUCGAACGCUGGGUGGACUCGUAUUGUCGACUACACGGAUUUGGAAGGGAUGGAUGAAGAGUUGUGGGAUGGCACCUUCAGCGCCAACGUGAAGGCGCACUAUUUCCUUUUCAAGGCCGCUAAGCCUUACUUUGACAAAAACGAGGAUGGCGGCGUCUUUAUUGCGAGUGCCAGUGUUGCCGGGCGCAUCUGUUACGGGUCGUCGAUCCCGUACGCCGUGAGCAAAGCGGCGUUGAUCCAUUUGAUCAAGAUGUUGGCGAAGAGCCAGGGCCCCAAGUGCAGGUUGCAUGCCGUGUGUCCGGGGUUGUUGUUGACGGAGUGGGGGCACCGGUUCAGCGAGGACAAGAUCCGCAACACGGUGAGCAGGUCGCCGAUUGCGGUGGUUACCGAUGUCGAUGAGUGCGCGCUGCAGUUUGUCCUGUUGUGCAAGUUGGCUACGCUGACUGGUACUAUCGUGGCCAUGGAUGCUGGCAUUUCGUUAUAA
Molecule: messenger RNA, 753 nt
Organism: Lodderomyces beijingensis
Lineage: Eukaryota; Fungi; Ascomycota; Pichiomycetes; Serinales; Debaryomycetaceae
Source: the annotation of a GenBank genome assembly